Messenger RNA from Amblyraja radiata (thorny skate), 6277 nucleotides. It is a transcript of the gene map3k14a, whose product is annotated as mitogen-activated protein kinase kinase kinase 14a. The record is from RefSeq and is a predicted model, not a curated record. Gene Ontology annotation, molecular function: protein kinase activity; ATP binding. Gene Ontology annotation, biological process: protein phosphorylation; canonical NF-kappaB signal transduction. NCBI's taxonomy places the organism in Eukaryota, Metazoa, Chordata, Chondrichthyes, Rajiformes, Rajidae. The coding region runs from base 140 to 3085 and encodes 981 amino acids. The transcript has 16 exons.
UUCAGCUUUGUGGCUGUUCUUUCUUAGAAACUGCAGAAGUCGUUUCUCAGCGUUAGGAGAUGAGACUAGUGUAAUUGCGUCCUCUCUCUUCCAACCAUUAGGUGCAUUUAUUGCCUGCGUUCUAGGUGUGAUAAAGAAAAUGGCAGUCAAAUGUUCAUCACGACACCCAGCUAAAUCAGAUAUCAGGAACCAGCAAGAACUCCCGAUCAGUCAAAUGGAGAGCAAAUGGCUUGCGAUCAGUGAAAAUAAACGCAGUAUGAAGAUGUCUCUCCCAGCAAAAGUUCUAACUGAGGGAACAGCCAAACAGGAAAUGGAUAACAAUGGGCGUAGAUUUUCUUACAUUGCUCAGGCAACUGGUAUAGGAAAUCAGAAGCUCAUACCCAGUUGUGAGAAGCCACAAUUCAUAGCCACACCUAACAGUUACAGUAAUCGUGCAGAACGACUGAACUUGGAAAAUGUUCCAAACAAUGUGGCAAAAGUGGCUGAAGGGAAGCUUCCUCAGCCACAACAAAGCCCGGAGCUCAACAAAUAUCCCAGGAAAAAACGUAGGAGGAGAAAAUCCAAACAUAAGGUCAAAAUUUCACAAAAGCAAUCAAAGACCCCCGAGCAAGAAAGCUGUCCUCCAAUACCAAUUCAAGAAAAUGAUGCUGAAAACAGCACCUCCGAUUUUUGCAGCAGUACCUCGAGCAGCAGCAGCGGUUGUUGUGAGCAUGAACAGAUUCAUAUUAGAGAUUCUCAUGGAUUGUGUGAACUGCGUCUGCAGAACCGAAUGCGGGAUGUCGAAAAAAUUGAAAAUAUGUACUUGGAUAUCGAGCACGAGCACCUCAGUAACAGAGUUAAGAAGUCUAACGUUCGACCCAUUCCCUCCUCAAUCAUGAAAAAUGGCAGUGUCUCGCAUAACAUGACACAGAAUUUUGAGCGGAAAUUACAUAUGGACAUUACGCGGAUGCCUAAAUUGAACCACGUUGACGUGGAUGGGGGACAGGAAAAGCAAGAACGUUCCUUCAAUAAUAAUGCAGCCAUGCUCUAUAUCAAUGAUGUGGGAGGAGACACUGGAAUACGUAUUCCAGAUUCAAUAAGUGCAGAAGAGACCUCUCCACCACAGUUUUCUGUCUUCCAGUGCAGUGCAAGCAAGGGGUGUGUCAUCUCUGAUAACUUGAGGUGCUUGACAUUGCCAGCACUACAAUGGGAAAAAUACGCACAAGGGUGGCAACAAAGUGAAAAGCCUCCAGAAACCAAUGAAGGCGUUCUUCAACAUGAGAAACUGAAACCUGUAGAUAAUCAUUAUCAAGAAAACUUGCAGUGGUCAAUCCGCACCAAACCGUUGGGAGUUGGAACCUUUGGAGAGGUGUAUGUGGCAAAAGAUCACUCCACUGAUUUCACCUGUGCUGCUAAAAGGAUCCAUGUGAGCAAUUUCCAGCCACAGGAGUUGUUGAAUUGGAGCAAGUUGAACUCCCCACGAGUUGUUCCAUUAUAUGGUGGAGUGCGGGAGGGGGAAAUGAUCACUCUGUUUAUGCAACUGAUUCAAGGUGGAUCAGUGGCACAGCUAAUUGGAAAUAAAGGACCUCUUCCUGAAGGUGUGGCACUUUAUUACACAGGCUAUGUGCUUGAAGCCCUGGAACAUCUACACUCCCUUGGAAUUAUACAUGGAGAUGUUAAAGCUGAAAAUGUACUAAUAUCACACAGUGGUCGAGAGGCCUACCUCUGUGACUUUGGCCAUUCAACACAAUUAACACCAAAGGAAAAGAACACAUCAAAUGCAGGCAGUCACUGCAUGGGUACAGUGACGCAUAUGGCACCAGAAGUGGUUGAAGGCAAUGGCUUUGGUGUCAAGGUGGAUAGCUGGAGUGUUGCUUGUAUGAUGCUGCACAUGUUAAAUGGCCAUCACCCCUGGAGGAAUCUAUCAACACAACUGCUACUUCAGAUUGUGAAACUGGACCCUCCAGUGAAUGAAAUACCACCCACAUGCAGCCCCCUCACAGCUAAUGUGAUCAGGGCUGGUUUAGUGAAAGACCAAAGGGAAAGAGCUACAGCAUCUGAAUUGCGUGCAGCAGUGAACAGAGCUUUGACAUCAUUAAGACAACGAAAUAAGGCAACUCCUCAGAGUAAUCAUGUUCAGAAAGUGAGUUGUGCUGCCAAGUCGGAGGAUGGCCACAAUAAGAGUGUAGUGACCCCAGUCCAUGUACAUCACAAUGCUGUAUCGGACACCAAGAAAGGCUGGCCACCUCUUCGAUCAGAAACUGUGUCAACGGCUGUGGACUCGAACAUGCACCAACCUUGCCUCCCGAAGAAAGAGCCACUCAAUGUGAACACGGUCAGACCUCUAACUGAAAAAAAAUCACCACAAACCUACCGAAGAAAACCAAAAAAUGGCAUCAAAUUGGCCUGUAACUUUGACCAGUUGCAUUUGCAAGAUGAUGAUAUUCAUUUCCCAGAAGCGACAAAACCUUUCAGUGAUGAGAAGAUUUUAUCUAUUCCUUCACCACUGAUGUCGCUGUCUUCAUUUCAGAACAAUGAAACGGAGAAGAAACUUGUAGAGGAAUAUGGGAACCUGCAAAAAGAUUUUUUACUUUAUAACCUAUCCCAAGUAUUCCCUGAACAGUUGGAGGAUCACAUGCUGGAUGUAUUAAGCAGCGAUGCAUAUAGCAUAAUGGAUGACUACGACAAGGAUUCCCAAAAAGGAAUGCCCAGUCUAAGUGGCAACUACAGUUCUGGAAUUCACUCAAUGUCAUGGAACAGUCAUACAGAUGGACUUAGCACCAGCUUUAGCCUCAGUCAACGACUAGAUCAUCAGCAAGAUAUGCCAAGCCUCUUUAAUGGAGUUGAGGCCAGAAUACACACAUUCAGUGGCGAGUGUCUGAUUGUCCAUGAUGUGCGUAGAGCUACAGUUGGCCAGGUGGCCACAGGAAUCAGUAAUCUGAUCCAGGUCGCAAGUUACUCUCUGGUGAAGCAAAAUGGAUAUCCUAUUUCUCCUGACUUUGAAAUCCCAGAUUCUGGAAUUGAUCUAAAAUGCACUCCUGCUUCCAAUUCUAGCAGCUCCUGGACAUGGAGAAUUAAGGAUGGAAACCUUAAUUUCAAAUCUUGAAGCUUAUUAUUUAAAUCUUCAGGAUCCUGGGAUUAUAGAUUAUUUUUCUCAUUUCAAUUACUUAAAGCUCAGCUUACUUCAACUAGAUCGGGCACCAAAACUACUAGAUAGAUCAAACAAUAAGAACAUUUCAAUUGAAUUAUCUGGUUAUGUGCUAAGUUUCCAGUUUGAUGACCAUUACAUUGUCUUGUUUGAAUUAAUAGAUGAUAAAUAGAACUAUUAAAUGAAUCUGCCCUGUUACCUUAAUACCUAUAAUUGUAUUUGUCUGGGCUGGUCAAUGUCAAAGAGCCGAAUGAUUUCAUGGAGGUGAAUGGAACUAUAUUACCUUAGUAGGGAAAAUGACAUAGCAGUUAUUGUCAUGCAAGUCGCCAAAUUAAAUUAAACAGAGAUUGAAUUCCCAGAAGACAGACACAAAAAUCUGGAGUUACUGAGUGGGUCAGACAGCAUCUCUGGAGAAAAGAAAUAGGUGAUGUUUCGAGUCGAGACCCUUUAAUUUCCACGAUGAGUCUUCCUCUUAUGAGGGGGUUUGAUAGACUUUCUAUGGAGAAGUUUGCCACUUGUGGCAAGGGAAGAAAUGAAGAUAGCAGGAGAGGCUGAGAACCAGAUGAUAUAGAUUUAUGGUACAUAGAACAGUAUAGCACAGGGACAGGCCCCACAGGGCACAAUAUAUGGGCUGAGCAUAAUGCUGACAAACUCUUAGCCUGCACAUAAUCCAUAUCCUUCCAAUUCCUGUAUAUCCAUGUGCCUAUCCAAAAACCUCUUAAAUGCCAAACAUAUCUGCCUCUGACAACAUCGUUGAAAUGAGAACUAUUUCAUGCAGAAAGUUGUUCUGCCUGAAUAAAUGGCAAAAGCUGAUUCAGUUAUAACUUUCAAAGGCAAAUGAACAGGAUAUUUGAAGAGGAAACACAAUUUGAAGUACUACUCGAAAUAUGGGUGGUGGGUCUAAUUGAAAAGUUCCUACUGAGAAUUGCAAGGGGUACCACGGGGUGAAUAGCCUCUUUCCAAGUUUUAUAAAUGCACGUACAUCUCCAGUAAUUUCAGCAGAAGAUAAUAGAUGCUUUGUAUAAAAAUAAGUUGCACCAAUUCUCCUCCCAACUCUUUUCUAAUGUUGAUGUGCCUUAAGCUGGUUCAUGGCACAGUUCUGUGGGAUCCCUUGAUGUUCAAGAGCAAAACCAUUGGCCGCCAUGCAGAGUUGGCUGUCCUGUUGAAAGUUAAUUCAAUCCCAUGUGGUGUCAGAGUAAUACGCUUCAUUUUUUUUGUGAGAAGCAUGUUUUAUUGUUGGCUGAGUUGCAAGCAGGCAACAAUGAGGUGCUAACAUGGUGGAAUUGUCCUGAUUUCUGCCGACCCAAAGGUGGAACUAUAAAUAUUUUUAGGAACUUGAAACCAGAGCAGCACAUGGAUAGGAGAAGUUAAAAUAUAUUUCAUUAUAAGAGAACAAAGUAAUAAGCCAUCAGAUUUUUGAUAUUUAUAGUCUGAAAUGAAACUAAUGGAAUUCAUUUCUCUUCAUGGUGAUGGAUUUCACUGAAAUACUCCAAAAUGUAGUUUUGGUGGAGUGCAGUGGGAAUGGGGUGAGUUGCAAGAGUUUUUCUCCUGCAUAUUCUCUGUGAUUUAAUUUGAUCUUCCGUUGUUCAAUAAUCUGCCCAUUUUUUACUGAAUUUACUGGUUUAUUGCUGAAUUCUGAAAUUACUUUUACCCAAGUGCAUUUUGCUAUCUAUUCGUACUCUUAGUUUUAUUUCAUAAUUAACAUGGUAAUAUAAUUUGGAUGCUAAUUUAAGUAAGGAUGUAUGAAUAACAAUAUGAAACCUUGCUAUGGGUUUCGUGACCUGUUGGUAGGAUAUUUUUAUUCACUGAAGUUUUAACUAAUUACAGGAAUAAUGUGUAAUUUGUCUUUACUUUGUCAAAAUGUAAUUGUUAAACUGCAAGACAAUUAGACACUAGGACUUGAACCAAAAUGUAUUUGCAUGCUUUAGCUUGCAAGGCUUGAGAGAGAGGAACUGAACUGAUGAACUGAAAUUGAAGGGUUGCUCCGUAUAUUUGUGGUGCAAUGUGACAGAAAAUGUUCGGGUCUUUCAAAUCGGCGAUGCUGAAUUCUGCUCAAUGUCGCUAAUGGUUUGGGUAAAGCAGUACUGGCUCAUCCAGGACUGGUGGAUGUUCAUAAUUAACACAUCCCUUGCAACUAUGUAUCACUAGGAGUGAAAAUCUGUGUUAUUGCAAUUGAGUUCAUGCUCUGGUUUGGUAAAUGGGGCAUUUAUUUAGUAAUAUAGUUUUUUCACACACGCACGCGCGCGCGCGCACACACAUCUCUUUCUCAGGUGCAGAGUACUAUCUUGAAGUAACUUUUAUUCUGAAGCAGUAUCUUUAGUGUGCUAAAGGAAACAAAAUAUAUGACAUACCGAGUAAUGUUUUGUCAAGUCAAAACUUUACUAUGGAGGCUGGAGAUAGUGCAGGCAGUUGAGAAAGUGCUGUGGAGUGAUACAAAUUUGUUGUUAGAAUAAGGCAGCAAAUUUCCCUAUGGGCUUCUUUACAGCCGGACUGAUACUUGGCUGGUAGUCACCAUAGUUGGCAUAUGGACAUAGAAACAUAGAAAAUAGGUGCAGGAGGAGGCCAUUUGGCCCUUCGAGCCAGCACCGACAUUCAUUGUGAUCAUGGCUGAUCGUCCCCUAUCAAUAACCUGUGCCUGCCUUCUCCCCAUAUCCCUUGACCGCUAGCCCCUAGUUCCUCUUAACUUGGGUGUAAUUUCAAAUUUUCAUCCAAGAUCAGUUUUAUCCAAGGUUACUAAUGAUUAGUAAAUAAGUAAUUUGAGGUCUACACCAUCCCAUUGAUAUUCAUUAAAAUGCUUAUGGUAAUACUACUUGGAAUGUCUUUCCAUAUUUGUAAUUAAAUCUGCCAAACAUACACUACUGCUGUCACAUUUGGAAACCCUGAUCCACGUCAAUUUUUUAAGAAAUGUAUCUUAAAAUGAUUAUGUUUCCGACGAAUGUAUAUUUUUUAAUAACUAUGGCUGUAAAAGCACAAUGUACUUUUAUCUAGUAAAAAUCUGUAAAUUUACCAUUUCAUUUAUGAAUAAAUGAGACCGUGAAAUGAAUGUAUUUUGAACUUUUAUGCUGUUCUUUCUUCUGGAAGAUUUUUGUGCAAUUGUACUGCAAUGUAAAUUGCAUGUUACACAAAAGUAAUAAAGUAUUUCUUAAGUGA